Molecule: messenger RNA, 3315 nt
Organism: Aphanomyces astaci
Lineage: Eukaryota; Oomycota; Saprolegniomycetes; Saprolegniales; Verrucalvaceae
Exons: 14
Coding region: 1-3315 (1104 amino acids)
Molecular function (GO): protein binding
Source: RefSeq, a predicted model, not a curated record
AUGAAAAAGGCGGGCACACCCUAUCGACCUGCGACGACUCCAUCGCCUCGGAAGGAUCGGUCGCGAGAGGCUACGUCUGUGUUGCCGAAUCUAAAGUUCAACAUUGCCCAUGCGUCGAUUCAAAAAGAGAUCAAUAUCCUCUUGAACGUCGACCCGACGACUGACGAGACCUUUCAAACGACCUUACGCCUUACAAAGCAGCCUUCGAAACUACUGAAUCAGGGCAGCAGCAGUCAGCGAAUCUCGGUGUCCCUUCCGUCUCCCCAUCGUUAUACCCCCAGGGCCGAAACUCGACAAGCGAUCAAGACAUUCCAUCGCUUGUUUGUGCCCGAACCCGAGCGGCCGCGGCGGAAACCAUCGGUCAGUCCGUUGAACUUGGACGAGGAUAUCGAUUCGGCAACGAAUAAGUUUGGUAUGCCUGAAGAGGACGACACGUACAUAGCCCACGUUACGACCAUGAUCACGAACAAAGCAGGCAAAGCAAUCAACAUCCCUAAGACCCCCCGUCACAAUGGGUGGAACAUCAAAGAUGUCAAAAACAACUAUGGCUGGGGAGGCAAAGUGCAGUUUAUGGCGCAAGUUCGAAACACCAAUCACGACAGUAACGUUAUUGCCCCAUCUUCCCAGCAACCCGACGAGUCUCGAUCACCCGUGAAAGUCGACGCCGCGGACAUGGAACAUGUCAACUUGGACAACAUGCUAUGCGCUGAAAAGUACAUUCACACGUGCUUCAAGAUGGAGGUCACGCCAGAGCCAUUGAUCAUUCCCAAGCGAGAAGCAAACGGCAUCGACUUGUCGUACUACGGCACUGGAAGCAAACCCAUGGAUGCGCUGUCGUCCUGUUUGGGGUCCAUUCCAAAGCUGCAGACGCUAGUGGUCAAAGAGAAUCGCCUCUCGGACGCCGCGAUCGUCAACAUACUGCAGAGCUCAGACUUUACGCGCCUGCUGACCCUCAACUUGACCAGAAACCGCAUCCGCCAGCGUAGCACGCAUGCCAUCCACACGUUUCUAAACCAGAAUCGGGUGGUGCAGACGUUAGUCUUGUCCGAUUGCGAUCUCCACUCGGACUUUAUCAAGUGCGUGGAGGAACCGCUGGCCAAGAAUCCGUCGCUGACGGUACUCGACAUCAGCAAGAACAAGCUAGACGACGUGUGUGCCACCGCCCUCGCGACCAUUUGCAAAGACAACUCCAACUUGACCACCCUCGACUUAAGUUGGAACAGUUUUCGAUCCAAGGGGGCGGCCGGUCUCGCCGAGGCGCUGCAGCAAAACCAGUGUCUCCAGAACUUGCUCCUGAGCUGGAACGGGAUUGGCCACGGCGACGGCGCCCACCGCCUCGCCCAUGCAUUGCGAAACAACGGGUACCUUCAAAAACUCGACCUCACGGGGAAUUCCAUCACGACCGACGCUACGCUGGCCCUCGCAAACAUGUGGGCCGAGUCGAGUGUGCUGGAGAUCUUAAUUUUGGACCAGAACCCCAUUGGCACGGAAGGGCUGCGGUCCAUCUUUCGGGCGUACAGCAACCCUGCGACAAAGACCCAGGGUCGCAUGAUCCAGUUCGAUUCGUGCACGUUGCACCACAACGACCCUGUGUUUGACCCCAACAGUUGCAGCGGGCACCAUGUGAUUGACAUGGACAACGUCCACACGUUUUGGCGCGCGCUCGAAGUGCUCCGGCUUGUCAACUUGUAUCCGAGCGCAUGCGAGUUUGAAAAUGUCGUGCACACCACGCCCUUGGAUGCCAAACACUUGACGUUCCAUCGUCUCGCGGUGGGCGCGCCGUCCGUUGCCGAGGAGAAUCCGAUGGCCACCACUACCUCCACGGGGGGAGGAGGAGCCCCCUUGAUGGUGCAUUUGAUGGCGCUGGCGUCGCACUCGACGCCCUGGCAUGUCCCCCUCACGGGCACGUUGUCGUUUGACUUCAAAUAUCACACCAAGGUCCACAACCCCGUCGCCACCGACCUAGACGCUGUGACGGUGUUUUGGAAUAUAUACUCGACGCUCGAGUUCGACUCGGAUCGCGUCAAGUACAUCAAAAUGUACUUGAACGACCACUACGUGACGGCCGCCCAAGCGCGUCAUUUCCUCACGACGGUCACGUCCAUCGAUUCCCACACUGAUCUCGUCCAUUUGCUGCUGCAAAAGGUGUCGGACACGGAAAACCUCUUGGCGUGGGCGUCCAAACCCCAGCUGCCGACCAAACACCAAUCGUUUCUCAAUCAGUGUGCCGGCAAGUUGCUCUACUUCGACGGCAGCAUGCCCAAUGGCGCGUACGCGCUGGACCUGUCCUCGGCCAUCGACCAACGCAUUGCUUCGCAACUGUUUCGCAUUUCCGGCGACGACAAGCUCUACAACAAGCAACACGACGGUGCCAACACGAGCCAGACCGGCAACUGGGAAUGCUUUCGCAAUGAAACACUCGACGGUGACCGCUACGCGUUCAACCGGUCAUUUGGGCUGCCGGAAAAGGGCCUGUUUGCAUUCGACUUUGUCGUGACGUCGCGGCUGCCCCUGGCCACCCCCACGAUUUCGCCCGAGCUGUUUGAAACCGUGUGCAGACAAGCGGGCGCUUCAAGCCCCCAAUCGUUGCCCUCUCGCUCUGACAUGCAUCGAGCGCAAACCGCCAAGCCAUCGCACACGUUUUCCGUGACCGUGGCGCUACCGCCGCCCAAAGCCGUAACGCAUGAAACGUACGAAGCCCGUCGAGCAGAGAUGAAGCGAAUGUUUGGACUGGGCCAUGUCGGCGUCACAGCCACACAAGUCUUGGAGCUUGCCGAGUGCUUUCGGGACGUGGACCAAGGUCGGGUGGACUGCGUCGUGACGAUGCUCAACCAUGUGUUGGACCUCGGGGACUUGUUUACGCGAGUGCGGGCGUCGUGGGCGCCAAGCGAAGUGACGUCGCUGGUGCAUCGAGUGGGAUGGCUAAAUAUCUGGAACCCCGCGUACGCUGAGAUGGACUAUACGCUCAACUUGACAGUGUGGGAAGAUCACCAAAUGGCGCUGAUUUUGGCGCAGUUGGGGGACAUUGAACCCGGGGAAAACUGGGUCGACGAAACGUACAACAACCUGUUUGGGUGGGAAUUGCCCCUGAGUUGGGUGCAGGGAAAAAUUCCCCACGUCGGCCGCCUCUACUUGCGCUACACGACUGGCCCGAACCACAAAUACAGAGUCGUGUCGGCUCGGGAAGAGCUCAAGAAGCGGACGUUGAGCGGCAAAGUGUCGGUGCUGGAAACGGUGCCAGGCAACGGCAAGUCAACCGACUUGCGACCGCCCAGCAUAGUCCGGCGGAAAUCCAUCCACCAAGUAGCAUUAUAG